Molecule: messenger RNA, 7815 nt
Organism: Pseudophryne corroboree (corroboree frog)
Lineage: Eukaryota; Metazoa; Chordata; Amphibia; Anura; Myobatrachidae
Gene: NPAS3
Product: neuronal PAS domain protein 3
Exons: 12
Coding region: 206-3121 (971 amino acids)
Biological process (GO): regulation of transcription by RNA polymerase II
Molecular function (GO): RNA polymerase II transcription regulatory region sequence-specific DNA binding; protein dimerization activity; DNA-binding transcription factor activity, RNA polymerase II-specific
Source: RefSeq, a predicted model, not a curated record
CAGUAGUAGCAGCAGCAGCUCACUAGGAGGAUGGUGUGAGUGCAGCAGCCCCUCUCUCUCCUCUUCUCCUCUCCUCCUCUCUCUGUCUGUCUCUGUCUGUCCCCCCACCCCCCUCUUUCCCCGGGUCUCUGUGCCGGAUGGUGUGCGGGGCUCCCCGGGCAGGGGAUGUGAUCUGCCCGGGCUCAGUCACUCAGCGGUCGCCGCAAUGAUCAGGAUCUUCCCGGACUUCAGUGUGCAGGUGACGGCGGCUCCGGGGUCUGGCGGGGCUCCUCCUGAGCCCGGGGCGGCCAGGAGCGGGGGAGCCAACGGGAGCCACCCGCACAAUGUGUCCGGGGUCAGCUCCUACCAGCAGCGGGGAGCCUCCAGGUCUAUCAGCGCAUGUCCCGUCCCCUGUCCUCCAGACCUCAACCUAAGUUUACAAGCCCUGCGGAAAGAAAAAUCCAGGGACGCUGCUCGCUCCCGGCGCGGGAAGGAGAACUUUGAGUUUUAUGAGCUCGCCAAACUCUUGCCUCUCCCUGCAGCCAUCACCAGUCAACUGGACAAGGCCUCCAUCAUCCGGCUUACCAUCAGCUACCUGAAAAUGAGAGACUUUGCCAACCAGGGAGACCCCCCAUGGAAUCUACGUAUGGAAGGCCCGCCUCCCAACACCUCUGUCAAAGGUGGGUUCCUAAUCACGAGCCUUAUUACAUUUAUAGGAGCCCAGAGGAGAAGAAGUCCCAGCUCGUUGGCCAUAGAUAUUUUUGAUUGUCAUCUUGGGAGUCACAUCCUACAGUCUCUGGACGGAUUUGUAUUUGCACUAAAUCAAGAAGGAAAAUUUUUGUACAUUUCGGAGACUGUGUCCAUCUACCUUGGCUUGUCUCAGGUGGAGCUGACUGGAAGUAGCAUAUUUGAUUAUGUCCACCCUGGGGACCAUGUGGAGAUGGCGGAGCAGCUCGGCAUGAAACUGCCCCCAGGCCGCGGGCUUCUCUCGCAGAGUGCCAACGAUGAUGGUGCCAGUUCAGCAUCCUCAUCCUCGCAGUCAGAGACUCCCGAGCCGGUGGAGUCCUCCAGCCCCGGGAUUCUCCCUCAGGACAACUCUCUAGAAAGGUCUUUCUUUAUUCGGAUGAAGUCUACACUGACAAAGAGAGGCGUGCAUAUCAAAUCCUCGGGCUACAAGGUGAUCCACGUAACUGGACGGCUGCGUCUCCGCAUGUCUUUGUCUCAUGGGCGUUCUGGUACUAGUCAAGUGAUGGGUUUAGUAGUUGUGGCUCAUGCACUCCCUCCUCCAACCAUCAAUGAAGUCCGCAUUGACUGUCAGAUGUUUGUAACACGUGUCAACAUGGACCUCAAUAUUAUAUACUGUGAAAAUAGAAUCAGCGAUUACAUGGACCUCAAUGCUGUGGAUCUGAUGGGCAAACGAUGCUAUCACUUCAUCCAUGCUGAAGAUGUGGAAGGCAUCAGACACAGCCACCUGGACUUGUUGAACAAGGGCCAGUGUGUGACCAAGUAUUACCGGUGGAUGCAGAAGAAUGGGGGCUACAUCUGGGUCCAGUCUUGUGCUACCAUUUCAUUCAAUGCUAAGAAUGCCAAUGAGAGGAACAUCAUCUGGGUCAACUACAUCCUCAGUUUGCUUGAAUACAAGGACAUUCCAAUGGAUAUUGCUCAGCUGCCACAUUUGCCUGAGAAGACGUCAGAGUCUUCGGAGACAUCGGACUCUGAUACAGACUCCAAGGAUAAUUCAGAGGAUAAUGAUAAUCCGAAGUCAGAUGGCAAAGGGAACCUUUCAGAGCAAAGUGAGGAUCCAGAGCCGGACCGUAAGCAGCCUGGGCCACAUUCUGACCCCGAGAUGAACUGUGACGAAGAGGCCAACAGCUCAAGUGAUGCUUGCAGUGAGGAGAGUGAAGAAAGUGAAGACUGUGAGGUUAGGAAGGCAGAAGAAGAGAUGGAACAAGGAGGGUUAAGUGCGUUAGGGGGUAUUACUGCUCUGGGAGCACUUGGCCCUAUGCACAUUAAAGUUGAGCGCUACACAGAGAGUGAGACGGACAUGCGUGGACCUGAGUCCCUGAGCUCUGACAGUGUCAAAGACUCUGAGAGUGGGGAAGAGGAGGAAGAAGAAGAGAGGGGAAUUUGUGUCACUGGGGUUCUAGGCAGACACCAGCGAAGAAAAAGGAGGAGGAGAAAAGGCUUAGGGCCAUGUGGUGGACGAAGGAGGCGUCUGUCUGGGGGAUCCAGCCCUAGUGGGAUAGAGGGCACAUUGGGGGAUCCUCCAAGACUCCUGCCUUCCACUCCUCCUCCAACAGGAAGCUGUUCUUCUUCAUCUGUACUAAAGAUCAAGACAGAAAUGUCAGAGCCUAUCAACUUUGAUAAUGAUAGCAGUAUUUGGAACUUCCCACCUAAUCGGGAGAUCUCACGCAAUGAAUCCCCUUAUAGUAUGACAAAGCCUCCUGCAGGAGGUGAGCACUUCUCCCCCUCCCCAUCCUCCACUGCUGCUGCACCUCCAGCCCUCCAUGUUUCCAUACCAGACUCUGUUCUCACACCCCCAGGUGGGGCUGAGGGAGCUGGGCGCAGCAAAGCGCAAUACUCUGGAUCCUCAGGGGGCUUGGGUUCUGUCAACUCUGACCCACUUUCACCUCCACUCUCUGCUUCUCCCCGUGAGAAACCACCCCAGACAGGUGGCCCAUCAAAUUCCCUUCUGUACGCAGGAGAGCUAGAAGCACUACAGAGGCUUCAGGCAGGCAAUGUGGUCCUUCCUCUUGUACAUCGUGUGGCAGGAACUCUUGCAGCCACAGGAAGUAGUGGACAGAGGGUGUAUACUACAGGCACCAUUCGCUAUGCCCCAGCUGAGGUGACACUCGCCAUGCAGGGCAACCUGCUCCCCAAUGCCCACCCAGUGAACUUUGUGGAUGUAAAUGGCCCUGGUUUUGGUUUGGAUCCCAAAACCCCAAUGGAGAUGCUGUACCAUCAUGUACACCGAUUAAACAUGUCUGGCCCAUUUGGAGGAGCGGUGACAGGUGCUGGUCUUACCCAGGUGCCUGCUGCCAGCGUCUUCACGACAGCUGAUGGGAUAUUCUCUUCCCUUCCCUUCCCUGUGUACAGCAAUGGCAUCCAUGCAGCACAGACUCUAGAACGUAAAGAGGACUGAAAAAAAAAGGAGAAAAAUGAAUGAAUGAAAGACAGAUAGAAGGAGGAGACGAAAGAUGAACAGACUGCAGAAAGUAGAGAAAGACGUAAUAAAGUAUUGCAGAAUGUAGGUGGCUGUGUACUGGUGUUAGGGGCAGCUAAACUUGGCCAGCCCAUGUCUUCUCCACUGCUCCCUAAUCCAAAGCCGCAAGAGGAGGUAUUCCUCAUGACUCUAUCCUUUAUGCUAACUCCUUCCUUCAAAAUAUUCUGGGACCAGUAGCCCCGUCUUCCGAACCUCAUAAUUCUAGCAGGGCUGCACAAAAUGUUCGCUCCUCCAUUAACCCCCUUUCUGCGGCUUUGGUUUAGUUGGCAGAUGCCUUUCCUGAGGACCGCUCGCACUGUGCCCGUUGCCCCUUUGCGUAGACAGGGUUGCAACGGCUGCGUUCUGAUCCUGUACAACCUAAAAUUUCCAGCACUUUGGCUCACACCUUGAUUUACAUUUUUGUUUUGUACCCCUGAUCCCUUUAUGGGCUUCUCUAACUCCUCCCCCUUCCUGUCACUGCCAAAAUACUGAGACACUGCUCACAUUCUUUGUAGUAUUUAUUUAUCAUAAUGUUGGGACCUUACCCUCUCUGCUGCUAGAGCUUAUUGCCAUUAACUCUUUCAUUACCAGAGGAGCAAUGCUAAGCAUGCUGCUGUGGCAGGGAAAGAGUUAGCAUGGCUUGCACUACUGGACCCUGGAAGUGUUAUCAGGCUUGCAUUGACCUCCUCCAACAGUUCUAAAUGGGGUUGAAACAGUCACCAUGACAGCUGUGUAUUGAUGUACCAAGAUGCCUUGUCUUUUCAAGGGGGAUGUAUGUGUGUAUAUGAUGACGAUAUUGUGUCACAUGCAGGAAAGAGAGUUUUCCACAUCAGUCCAACCACUAUAGAAAACCUUUAAUCAGGUGGAUUCUGUCACUUCAAAAAUUCUAACUGUGUAUACUGCCUCCUAGGUGGAAAUACUGCUACUGACAGGAUCUAGAUCAUUGUUGCACAACGCUCUGCCCUCCAGCUGUUACUGAAGCAUCCCAUGAAAUUUGUUUCAGCAGUAGCUUAAGGAGCAAUGGACAGCAGUUCCUGCUGCUCAUAAGAAUGGUCUUGCCCGUGCAAUGUUGUAAGGUGAAAUGUUCUGCUUUAUUCAACAAAAGCAAAUGUCCCAAAACAUCCUUCAAAUUUAGAUUAUGAUCCACAUGGAUUCUUUUAACAUAUAGUCAUCACUUACCCUACCAAAUCUAUAUGUUGUCGGCAAGGCUCAUUAACACAGUAAAUUAAUAGCACCCUGUGUAGAAAGUAAUUACUGGCAUUGUCAGUUAUUCCAGACACAAGACAUCUCUCAUUUACGGCAGCUAUAUUUUAGUCCUAAGAACUUCCUUGGUAAAUAAGAACAGGCAUUUAAGUAAUUGGUCAAGGUAAGGCAGAUCUUUAACAUCUAGCCAAAGAGUGUCCUCCAACUUUCUCCUGCCUGACCAGAGUUCUGAAGGGGCAGCCUAAAUAGAAGUUGGUUGUCUUCUCUGAUUAUGAGGAGUUUUUGGUGGGGAUGUAUGGAGCAGUUGGUGGAGGAAAUGUGAGUAGCAUUUGGGAAACAGAUUGCCAACAGCGCUCAAUGUUUGUGUAGCAGAAGCUUAAGUAGACGUUGCUGAUGGAGAUGGGAGCAUUUGAAUGACACAAAUGUGAAUGUUUUAUAAAAUUGCUGGUUAAAUUCUAUAGUCUUUAUCUCUCACCUCAAACUAACUCUAGGAAAAUAAAAAAUGUUUCCUAAUAUUUCAGAUAUGCUAAUAGCCCUUUAUAGACAGGGUGCAGGCAAAUUAUUUUGGCUCAAACACACUAUAACCAUUUUGCUGUCAGAGAGGCUUAGAACAUGGUACUAGAACAGGCCGCUGAGAUGAUUAACCAUUUUGGUGCUUUAACGGAUGCCGCUCAUUUUGUAAGCAAGGUUAUUUGCGCAAGCAAAAUAACACUAGUGGCAGAAUUAUGUAAACAGUGGGUUACUUUGUGGAUUCUUUUUAUUGCACAAAACACUUUACUGACCCGUCAUGUUUUGCUGUUACAUGUUGCGUGUCCUCACCAGCAUUGUGUUUUUCUGUUAUAUUUUACAAUAAGUGGAUUAAAAAAAAAAAAAUUAAGAUUUAGAAAUCAUCUUAACCUCCAUAUUUUUUUACUCAUAAGUUUCUAUAGCAUUUCUACUCUCCGUCUAAUGCACUUUGACGGGUUUAAAGCCCAGUUUAAAAUUCUGGCAAAUGACUAACAAAUAUAUUUUUUUUAUGUUACUCUCAGUAAGAAAGUCUCUCUUAAAAUUAAAAAAAAAAAAAUACAAAAUUAAAAAGGGCAAGGGGGAAUAAUUAAAAAAAAAAAAAAGUUAAGAACAAAGCAAGUACAGAUACAGACCUCUGUUUCGGUUACCAGAAAUCAGAAGGGAAAAAAAAAAUCUGAGUCAUUCAGAAACCAAAAGUGUGACGUUUCAUGGAAUAAUGGGUUAUCAUUACCUACUUCCAGUCUGUUUGGCAGCUUAUCCGUGAAACAUCUAUUACCAGGUGUGAGACUUUGUAAUGUGUUGCUUCGUGUAUUAAAAAAUAAGAAAAAAACAAAGAUCUAAAGAGAUUUAAAAAAAAGAAAAAGAAAAAAAAAAGAACCAUUUCCGAGUGUCUUUUAGCUGUCUCAUUCCAAUUUCAACGUGUGUUACAAUAUGCAGUAUAUUCUAAGCUAAUGUGAUUGUUUAUAUCUGUUGUCUUUCUCUGUGCUUUUAAAACUGUAGUCUGGGUCUGUCACGUUCUUUACUCCCUGUGUGUCAGUGAAUCAGUGGUACCUGGGGGCUCGUGGAUGUUUGUAUAGUGGCAACGCUGCUUUCACUGUUGGUACACCCUAUGGGUAACUUUGCUCUUUCUUUGUUUUAAUUUUUGCUAUCGCUUUUACUGUUGUGAAAUUUCAGUACUCUGUCUUAAUGACUGUUCUGUAAUUUUUACCUCUGUCCCGUGUCUGUCUUUACCACAUAAACGAGAAAGGAAACAUUUUCAGAAAGCUGCCUAUGUGCUUUGUGCAAGGGUCGAAGGUUAGCUCUCUUUCUUACCCCGCAUGAAGAUUGGCAGCUCUCCAGCCUCUUCGGAUUAGCUGCAGCUGUAGAGAAGUUGAUCUACCAUAUCAGUAGCUUACUGUAGUUUUGCAUCUACUCUAUCUAGAGGAGGCUCAUUAAUGGUGAUAGAAACAUUGGAAUGUUUCAUACACUUUAGCCAGUCUUAUCAGACUUUGUUUACACAUGUCAGCGGUCCAUGUACUGUAGGUACAGCUCUGCUUCUGCAGAGUCCUUGAAACCAUUUGAUUUACCCUGGUCAUUGAAAUCAAUGGCAAUUCAUAUGGUUACCCACUUACCGGCAUUACAGCAUUUCAUUAAGGUGUCACCUAAAGCUGGAUAUGCCUCCUAACUGAGUUACGUUGUCUUACCACAACCAAGUACCAUAUGGGGAAUAUUGGACAUGCUGUUUUGGAGUCCAAAUUAUGACAGAACAUCCUUGCUGUCUAUUACAGCAUUUAGAUAAUUAAGCUACAAUUUAUGGCUCUUUCCCCUACCUUUUGCUAUAGCAGGGGUGGGGAACCUAUGGCCCUCCAGCUGUUUUUGAACUACACAUACCAGCAUGCCUUGCUACAGUUUUGCUAUUUGGUCAUACUAAAACUGUUGCAGGGCAUUCUGGUAUGUGUAGUUCACCAACAGCUGGAGGGCCGAAGGUUCCCCAUCCCUGUGUUAAUGGGACAGUAAGACGAGAUAAACUAAAACCAAGUUACAACCAUUUUGUCUACUGGACUGGCUACUACUCUAGAACUCGAAAAUGCAAAUCUAGAAUUUUGUACAGAUGGAACGGGUCAAAAUGAUGACUCCUUGCACAUUCUCGGUGGUACAAACACUGAAAUCUCACUUCAAAGUCUUAUGAUUUACCCUUUGUCUUCCAUCCUUGUUUUUUGUUUGUUUGUUCGUUUGUUUGUUUGUUUUUCUUCUGUUCCUUUUUUUAAAUAUUUUUUUAAUAAGUGUUUGUGUUGUGUCAAAAGAUUAAAAAAAUAAUAUUAUUAAUAAUAAUAAACUAUUGAAGAUUUCUGGUUAUUUCAAAUGAGCAAAUUUAACAGCUGCUUUGAAAAUAAAUUGUCUGACAAUUUGCUAAAAUGACGAAAAAGUCAUUUUUAUGUGUGACGACUGUGUCUGUGUUUUUAACUAUUUCUUGUAAAUUAAUAUGAAAACUUUACGAGGUUGGUGCCACUUUGGUUAAUUAUUCAAAAUUAACAAGAGAGGGUUAAUAGGAAAUAGACAAAAUUGUACCUGUAAACCCAGCAGUGUUAUCAACUUAAACGUUUAAAAAUAUAUAUUAAAACGUUUAAAAAAAAAAUGCGAAAGUUAUGGGUACGUCUUAUUGUGUUUUGAAAUCUAACUCAGUUUUAACUCAACGUGCCUCAUCUGUUGUAAAAAAAGAAAGAAAAACAUUAUUUUUCCAUUAACCAUCAAAUUAAUUCAGUGCAGAAAAAAAAUAUACAAAAAAGCGAAAAAAAAUCUGUACAUAAUUUCAUUUUUUUAAACAAGGUUCUUUUUUAUACUUUUCUAGGCCUGCUGCUUACACACCAUACAUGCUGUCUUUUAUGUAAAUUAAUUUUUGAUUCAUCCGGCAGGUACCAUUUUCAUAAUAAACUUUACAUUUUGGA